Saprolegnia parasitica CBS 223.65 is the source of this 1224-nucleotide messenger RNA. RefSeq lists its product as hypothetical. The coding region runs from base 1 to 1224 and encodes 407 amino acids. The record is from RefSeq and is a predicted model, not a curated record. Gene Ontology annotation, molecular function: protein binding. NCBI's taxonomy places the organism in Eukaryota, Oomycota, Saprolegniomycetes, Saprolegniales, Saprolegniaceae. The transcript has a single exon.
AUGCCGGACCUUCGCAAGAAGCCGCGCCCGACGGUCGACGCGUCGCUCUGCCGGGCGGUGCUGCUCAACCCCGAGCUGCGUCUGCUCGUGCAUGCCUACCAAGAUGGCAUCUUUGAGGAUCUCGCACCGCUUGCUGCAGAAGCCAUCGGCAUACGCCAACGCGCUUGUACGUCGCAAGCCAACGCGGCGCGGCAGCUCAUCCUGCCCGAACGGUACUUUGCCGCGUACCGGACGCGCACGCUGAGCUCCGACGACCUUUGCUUGGAGCCUGCGCGCCUCGAUGCGCUCGCGCUGCAUUUAGCGCUCUUUGAAGGCAACAUACGCGUCGUGCAGCGAUGGUUGCGCUGCCACCCGACGCAUCUCACGCCGCGGGCCGUCGACUGCGCGACACGGUAUGCUCACAUGGAGCUCGUCGAGUGGCUGCUUGCGCGGACGAAAGGCACGUCGGCGGCGGUCGACUACGCGGCUAUGAUCGGCCACAUGGGGCUGCUCACGAUCCUCCUGGCCUCCGCACCGGGCUCGUAUCGGGCCAUGGAUGCUGCCGCGACACAUGGCCAUCUCGAGGUGCUCUGGCACCUGCACACGCACACGUCGCUCAGCCCAAGCCUUCGAGCGAUCGACGGCGCCGCCGCAAACGGCCACUUGCAUACGGUUCGCUUCCUUGACGAGCAUCGGACGGUCGGCUGCUCCAUGGACGCCAUGGAUGCUGCCGCCGGGAACGGCCACCUGAACGUUGUGCGCUAUCUGCACACGUACCGAGACGAAGGGUGCUCGGUCCUUGCAAUGGACUCGGCGGCCGCGAACGGGCACUUGGAGAUUGUGCAGUGGCUCCACGCGCACCGCCACGAAGGCUGCUCGGUCCGCGCCAUGAACAGCGCUGCCACACAUGGGCACUUGGAGGUCGUGCAGUGGCUGCAUGCGCACCGAAGCGAGGGCUGCUCGACGCUUGCGAUGGACGGCGCGGCGGCCAACGGCCACUUGGACGUCGUCCAGUGGCUCCACGCGCACCGCGUCGAGGGCGGUACCGAGGCCGGCGUUGCCGAGACGCGGGACGCGGGCUUUCCCGACAUUGCCGACUUUAUGCGAUCGCAUUGCGAUCUCCGCAUCGGGCGCACACCGGUGACCGACGACGACGACUCGGAUGCGUCGGGCGACGACGAUGUGCUGAAAAUGCUCUACGACGACGACGACGACCUUAACUACCGGCGCUGGUCAUCAUUGUAA